This is a messenger RNA of Schistocerca cancellata (South American locust), 839 nucleotides long. RefSeq lists its product as uncharacterized. Lineage: Eukaryota; Metazoa; Arthropoda; Insecta; Orthoptera; Acrididae. Bases 1 to 837 code for a protein of 278 amino acids. The record is from RefSeq and is a predicted model, not a curated record. Gene Ontology annotation, cellular component: dystrophin-associated glycoprotein complex; sarcolemma. The transcript is spliced from 6 exons.
AUGUCGACGCUGCCGCGCGCGCACGCGCCCGGCGGCGGCGUCGGAGGCGGCAGGACCCGCGGUGCCGGCGGCGGCAGAAGCCGCGAGCGGCCCAGCAGCCUGUACGACAACCUGCCGACGCCGUCGCUGCUGCCGGCGCUCAACACGACGGUGCCCGUCAACGUGGCGGCGCGGCCCGCCGACCUGGCCCAGCGGCAUGCGCCCACCAGGUCCUCCUUGCGCCACUCGCGGCUCGUCUCCAAGGCUUACCAGCAAGAGCUGGACCCGCAGCGGCCACGGGCGUACCGGUCGCGUCGGCUGGCGUGCGCGCUCUCCGGCCUGGAGCUGCUGCUGGGGCUGUCGGUCUGCAUGCUCGCCCUCUGGCUGCUGCUGUGGGCGCCGCGCAUGCGCACGCGGGACGUGCCCUACUGGAGCGGCGCGCCGCUAUUUCUUUCUGGUCUUUGUGGACUUACCCUUGCAGGAUGUCCAGGGGAUUUUCCAGGUUCAUGUAUAAAGUUCUUCAGGGUAGUGAGCAUUAUCCUGGCAAUACAAGCAGCUUUAUCCUGUUUAGUGGCAGCUAUCCUAUCCAUGAUGCAUCUCAUACUUCUCCAUUGGGCACAAUGUGAGCCAGAAAGUGCACUUUCAACAAGCUGUGAAUGUCACACUGAGAUGGCAAACAUUCUAAGGUAUCCUGAUUUGAGCUGCCCAGCAGUUGUGAAUGUACUGGUGUUGCUACUUGUGGGAUCUUGUGCUUCAAACCUGAUGGGAUGCAUUCUAGCUGCUUGGCUGCUGCCCCUGCAUUGGGGCAGAUAUAGAAGUCAUGGUUACCUGCCAGUAGCCAGUCGGCCUCCAAGCUGACA